AUGCCCUUACCGCAGGCCUAUUCAGACGACGUCCUGCUCGAGCUCGCCAGGCUUGGGGAGGGCGCGGGCGGCUCAGUGCACAAAGUACAGGACAAGCGGAACGGGUUUAUUAUGGCUCGCAAGACGAUCACGACCCGCGAGGCGCCGAUGAAGCAGCUCCUGCGAGAGCUCGCGAUGGUUACGAAGACGCGACACGUGAAUAUUGUCAAAUUCUAUGGCGCAUACAUCAGUCCUAGCGACAGUGAGGUCAAGGUGCUGAUGGAGUACUGUGAGGGAGGCAGUCUGGAGGCGGUAGGAAAGAGGAUUAAGGACAGAGGCGGGCGGGUUGGUGAGAAGGUUGCGGGACGACUGGCGGAGGGGGUCUUACAAGGUCUUGCUUACCUGCACCAGCAGAAGACGAUCCAUCGAGACAUCAAGCCGUCCAACAUACUCUUGUCGAAGCAAGGCGUUGUCAAGCUGUGCGAUUUCGGAGUGUCAGGAGAGCUGGUAAACUCGAUGGCAGGUACAUUUACCGGCACAAGCUUCUACAUGGCGCCCGAGCGUAUAUGCGGGAACGAAUACACGAUUCGAUCCGACGUCUGGUCAACAGGCAUAUCACUGCUCGAGCUCGUCCAGAACCGUUUCCCUUUCCCAAACGACCUCCCACCGAUCGAACUCAUGAUGUACAUUACCCAGUCAGACCCUCCUCGACUAGAAGACGACGCGGAGGCGACAUGGAGCGCUGAGAUGAAGGACUUCAUCCGGCUGACGUUAACGGUAUCGGCAAGCGAACGUCCGACGCCCGAGGACAUGCUGCAGCAUCCGUGGCUGCUGCGCGUGAUGCAACAGGAAGUGAACAUGGCACGGUGGAUCCGCGAGGUAUGGGGCUGGCCGAGGCCUAGCAAGCGGGGCCAGGACGGCAGGUGA
Molecule: messenger RNA, 906 nt
Organism: Gloeophyllum trabeum ATCC 11539
Lineage: Eukaryota; Fungi; Basidiomycota; Agaricomycetes; Gloeophyllales; Gloeophyllaceae
Product: kinase-like protein
Exons: 5
Coding region: 1-906 (301 amino acids)
Biological process (GO): cell integrity MAPK cascade; protein phosphorylation; regulation of fungal-type cell wall organization
Molecular function (GO): MAP kinase kinase activity; ATP binding
Source: RefSeq, a predicted model, not a curated record